AUGGGUGGAGUACAAAGCGGAACCCAUACCCUUGGAGAGGCAUUAUGGGUGCACGAGAGACAACGUCAAAAAUGCCAUCGAGAAGGGGGACGACACGAGGCCAACAAUUCGGCGCAGUCCACGCAGGACCACAGGAAGCUCUUGAAACGAACGAGGAGCCUCGCGGUGAUAUCUGAGGACGAAUCUCGACACGAUCGAGAGGCGCAUCACUUCAGGCUAGGGCAAUCAACCUUCGAUUUGCCGAGGAGGCAUCAAUUGAUCCCGCGGGCCAAGCUGAUCGAUCGAAACUCUUUGAAGGACAGGCUGUCCAAAAGUCAACAGCACCUAUCGGACUCGUACGAGAGAUUCAACGAAGCGAAAUCCUACCAUUCGCGAUCUGCUUGCGGGCUACACUCGAUCCCGCCGGGACUACCUUCGUUCCCAGAACCUCUGUCCUACACUCGGGGCAAUCGGACCGAUCCGGACCGAUUGAACAUCCUCGACUGGCCUGAAUCGCCCAGACGUUAUCGCAGCGUACAGGCUUUGGACACUGUUAGCGGUUUAGUGGACAUCGUGGAAGACAGCUGGCCCAUCGAAGGAAAUCGCAGCAUUGAUUGCAUUUACACUCAGGUGAAACGUAAACGGAAAGAGCACAGAAGCUUGGACAGUAUCCUCUUCGAGGACGAUGGCGAGCUCGAGUACUUCGACGUUCUGAACCUUCUGCCUUUGUCGAACGUGCGUCUGGAAUUCGACGAGGAGGACGAGCGCAACAAUAACUUCGCUAGGAGGAACGGCACGAAUCCAAGGGCGGGAAAAUUCAAAUCUCUCGAGUACCUGGACUCGCGUGUCGCCGAGGAGAGAUCGUCGACGAGGAGCAACGCUACCGACGAGGAAAAAUGUAAAGAAAGUAGCACAAAGGAAGGGAACAGCCCGCAAGAGACUCGAGAAGAGGACUAUCGCCAGAGAGAUUGCGACUCUUUGCAGGAAUCCAGAGAAGAUUUAUCACUGGAACGCGAGAACGAAGGAUUGUAUCACGUGGAGAACUACGACGACGACGAGGACGAAGACGAAGACGACGGAAGUUCGAUAAAUUGUCCACGGAGCGAGUCUAUAGGCCGACAAUCCGCCUGCUCGAAGACUGAUGAAGACAAAUACAGGCUUGAUGAAGAGCUAGUGGUGUUACGUGGGGAACAAGUGGAUCGUAAGGUCGAAGAGGCGGAAGAUUACAAGUCUAUUUGGAUCUCGGACAGCGACGAACAAGAGGAGAUGUCGCGGAGGCCACAGGUGCUCAAGGUCGUCGACAACGACGUGACCAAGAGGCGGUACAGGCAUCUCUCCGUGGAAAUUGACCCGAUUACCAGGGAUGAGAGCUUCCGGGACAAUGAGAAAGGAUCGAACGAUGGUAUAGACGCGGUGAAGUCGAACAGAAAUAACGACAAUGUGGAUGGAAGUUCGAAGCACGCGGAGAAUCAAGACGAGCGAGAGGAGAGUACGAAAGGAGAGAACGCGAAGAACUUGCUCGAGCAGAAGAAGAACGUGCAGAAGGAUAACUCAAAGGGCAAGCAGACGGAGGGGAGGUUCGAGAGGAUCGUCAAAGAGACUUCGAAUAUCCUUGGAAAGGCGUGCAGCGUGGUAAAAGGAAGCUUAGGCUUCGAGGCUCGUUCGGAGAGCUCGGAUCUCGGACUCGGUUCGGAAUCGGGAAGCGACACCAGAAGAAGAUCCGUCGACGACGGUAUCGACGAGGAUCACUCGUCUAUCGGGAAAGAUUCGCCGGCGAAAGGGAACGACGGUAUAAAGAUAUACUCCAAUCUUAUUAGAUCGAGAAGCUGCUUCGAUUCGAUCGAAUGCCAUCCGGACGAUGGCCAGGAGUUCGAUCACGUCCGUUACAAGAUCGUCAAGUCGAACCUGUUUAGCAAGAACAUAUACAGCACACGCGGUGACGUCACGUACGAAGGAUUGAUGCAGUAUCUGCGUGAGUACUCCUUUCAGGAGCUGCUGCUCGACAACAACGUCGUGAUCAUAGAGCCUGUACGGGCUGAAACGAUCGAGCGUAAGCCAUCGAGCGUGGGAAAAGCGAGAUCCGAGCCAAGUUGCAAGAUAGCCGGGGCGAUACAGAAGAAAACAGACGGGGAUAACAGGGAGAGAAAUUGCGAGAGCGCAGACGGUGGUAACCCUAAAAGCCCGAAGCAGUCAUCCAUCAGGAAGCACUUCUUCUAUCAUCCUAUUAGGGUGAACCGUGAGCUGAUCGACGAGGAAUUGCCUGACCCUGACACCGUCCGGAACGUCAGGCGUAUGUUCGAGAACACGCUCAAGAUGAAGAAUAGCUCCAACUCCGAGCUGUCGGGAGACUCUAAGAGUAGGAAAAGUGUCAGCAUGAAGGACCUGAGCACUAUUGACGAUAGUCAUUUCGACGAGAUAUCGGAGACGGUGCACGAGGCUACCAGAUGUUCCAGCAGAGCAAAGGACCUCACGAAACUGUUCGAGAACAUGGAGAAGUCUACGUCCUCGAACGCGUCCAUCGUGGGCUGCAAGGACGAGUUAGACAGUCCUCGUUCCGAGUCCAAAACGCGAAUUCUAGCUCAAACUUUCGAGGCCAGGAGUGGUCACACGUCGCCCAGCGAUUCCACAUCCUCCAAGAACAAGAUGAACCGCUACCACCACCAUCACCAUCACCAUCACACCAACUGGGACGCGGGUAGCGUGAGUUCUGGUGUGUCUAGCGAUUACCCUGACACUGAUCCCGGCAGCGGAGUGCACUGCAUCUCUUCAGAGGACGAGGAAGUCGACUGUCACGACGACGAGGGCAACGAGACAGUUGGCCCGAGCCAUUACGUGUCUCAAGAUGUCCUCAAGAAGAUACGAGAAUGCGGCACAUCCGUCACUUACUACGGCGGCAAGGUGGUAAACUCCAGCAACGGGCCGCUCAUCUCUCCGGUAGUCGAGAACAGGUUCAAGUGCGUAGACGGAUCGAACGAUUACGUGAAAUUUCGUCUGAUAAAGAGCAACUCCUGCGACAGUAGAUUAGAGCUGACCGGUAGACUGGUAGAGAAUCAUCUGAGGCAUCGAAAUCGCGAGAAGGUGCCUGAUCUGAGCCAGUACACCAUAGCGGAGACGCCGAGUAUCGAAAUUACCACGCUCGACAAGCAGGAAGACGAGAAUUCGACGAUAGAAGAGGAGAAUAACAGGACGACGGAAUCGGAGGUGAAGAGGGAACCGCCAGUGGUGAUCGGUUUAGAGCCAAAGAAGGACGAGAACAAGGAGGCGAAGGGAUUCAAGGCUGAUUUCAAGCUCGGUAACAUGGAGGACGCGAAAUCGAAUUAUCCCAGCCGAUUCAUCGGCAGCGCUCUGACCAGGUGGCAGGUGAACGAGAACAAUUGGAGAGCCACUGAUGAUUUCGGCAAGAUGGAAUUCGAGGAGUUCGAGGUGCUCGAGGACAGUCUGAACGGCACGGAGAGCCAUCGUUUGGAAACUUCGUGAGGGAGACGGUGUUCUGUUGUAAUAUAUUCUGGUCCGUUCUGAUACUACGGCGUGGAAGGAAGGUUGCCAAAGGAGAGUCGAUACUUUCAGUAGUACGUGAACGGUAGCGAUAGUUGCGUUAAAGUUUCUGGUAUCCUCGAGAAACUCGUUCCUUGGACAAACGGUCCAAUCGCGCGCGUCGGUUUUCUUCCAUUUUUGGAACAACUUCCGAUCGAUUCGCUCGAGGAUACCCGGUAUUCAUGGUCUCGUUUCUCCGAGAAGAAGGGGUGGAGAGAGAGAGAGAGAGAGAGAAAAAA
Messenger RNA from Habropoda laboriosa, 3752 nucleotides. RefSeq lists its product as uncharacterized. The record is from RefSeq and is a predicted model, not a curated record. NCBI's taxonomy places the organism in Eukaryota, Metazoa, Arthropoda, Insecta, Hymenoptera, Apidae. The coding region runs from base 1 to 3456 and encodes 1151 amino acids. The transcript has 6 exons.